Molecule: messenger RNA, 3619 nt
Organism: Cuscuta campestris
Lineage: Eukaryota; Viridiplantae; Streptophyta; Magnoliopsida; Solanales; Convolvulaceae
Source: the annotation of a GenBank genome assembly
CAUUCUUAAAAAAAAUUGGACUAAUAAGAGCCUAUUUUUUAGGUUAGGUGAAGAAUAAUGAUUUUCAUUGAUUGAAUAUGAUGUGGUUACAUGUAUAUAUAUAAGAGGAAUCUCAAUCCUAAACAUGGUAGGAGAGACACAAGGAAGGAAACCUAUACAAAUAAGCAUUUUUGUUGUCGUGAAACAAAUCGUGAAUAACCUUCCAGAGAGCAGAAGCGGUGGAGACAGAGGAGAUAACCAGAUCGGAGACUUCGUCAGAGAUGGUGGACAGAAUCCAUCCCUGGAGGAGAGCAUCAAGUUGGAGCCAUUCAUCAUCGUCUUCAGAGAGAGGGACGAUGGAGCCGUUGAUGUAGCCCUGGAGAUUGAAUCGGCGGACCAGGAGGAGAAAGAGGCGACUCCACUUCUUGUAGUUCGGUUGAGAGAGGCUGAGAAGAACCGGAACAUGGAGUUUGACGUUGGAGACCGUCGUGAAAGCAAGAUGAGGAGGCUUGGCCGGGGUGACGUUGGUGUUGGAGGUGAUCUCGCUGUCGGCCAUUGGGGAGAGGAGAGCCGGCGACGAGAGGAGGAGAGGAGGAGAGAAGUUGCUGCCGGCGACGAGAGGGAGAGGCGGCGCUGCUGCCGCUGGAACUGCCGAGAGGGAGAGCCGAGAGGUAGGCCCGGGCCUGCCCUCACGAUGGAGGAUGUCAUGCGCGCCAUCAACAAUUUGGGGAAGGAAUUGGAAACUACGAAAUCCUAUCUCGCCAAGGAAUUGGACGUGACAAAAAGCCAUGUCGCGGAACUUCUGGCCGCAGGUAAUCCGCCACCCCACGACGACUUACGGCGUCCUCCGCCGUACCGGCCACCGUCAGCUGCAUGGCGACCACCAGCUUCACGCACAUCUCAGUUUCCCGCCGCUACAGAUCCCAUCCCACGCAUGCGCAUCGAUGCCCCUCGGUUUUCGAGUGAGGAUCCCGUUGGGUGGAUUUUUCGCAUCCAAAAGUACUUUGAUUACUUUCUUACUCCCGAGGCUGAGCGUCUUCACUUGGUGGCUGUGCUAAUCGAUCAUCCGGCAUCGGAAUGGUUCCGUUAUUAUCAAGCCAACAAUUGCAAUGUCUCCUGGAUGGCGUUUUUGGUUGCGGUACGGCAACGGUUCGACCCCGACUAUUAUGAGAACUACAUCGGGUUGCUCUCCAAGUUACACCAGACCACAACGGUUAUGGACUAUCAAUCGUCGUUUGAGGCUCUAUUGAACAAAGUCGCCAGCGUGCCCGAACCAACACUGAUUGCUAUGUACAUCGCGGGUCUCAAGCAGCCCGUUCAACGUGAAGUUAACCUUCGUGCCCCCGGCACGUUACAGGAAACUUUCGCCCUGGCUCGCGAGUACGCCGCAAGCCGACAGGAUGCCCAGGCUGCUUUCGGAUCCUCUGCCAGACGCCAGUGGGGAUCUCCUCGGCCUAACCCCAGCACAUCUGGGCAGCCUUCAGGUAUCUCCACACCAGCUCACACAAACCCGCCCAAACCACCAGACACCCGUGCUGUCAAUUCCUUACCCGUCGUACGGUUAACCAACGCUGAAAAGGCCGAACGAGGGAAGAAAGGUCUGUGUUGGUUCUGCGAGGAAAAAUUGGAUCCCACUCAUCACUGCAAACGUCGUUUUCUCGCUCUUAUGGGGCCGGAUGAUGAGGACAUGGCGGCCGGUGAGGAACCCAACGAGCACCCUAUCACGGAGGAUUUGAUUAUUACAGGUGAUAUCUCAAGUUUGCACUCUUUGGCAGGGAGUCCUAGCCCAUGUUCCCUCCGCCUCACCGGUAACAUUAAAAACUCCCCGGUGCAUGUUUUGUUGGACGGUGGUAGCACCCAUAAUUUCAUUCACCCCACCGUUGCAGAGAGGCUCUCACUAGUGCUAUACCCCGUGACGCCCUUUCGAGUCUACGUCGGGAACGGGGAGUCGCUUCGCUGCUCAUAUUCUUGCCCCCAAACCGCCGUCGCAUUGCAGGGCCACAUAUUUGCAAUCGACCUCUAUCUGCUGGAGAUCCAUGGGCCGGAAGUGGUGCUAGGCGUACAAUGGCUCCAAACUCUCGGCAAGGUUUCUCAUGACUACGCUAACCUCACCAUGGAAUUCACUUGGAAUGGGGUGACAGUACAACUCAGGGGUGAUGCCCCAGGCCCCAAGCCGAUCUCCUACGGGCAUUUAUGUACUUUGGUGGCGACUAAGCAGCCGCUAGAAUUCUACGAGCUAGUGCCAGCACCUACGGACACCCUCCCAGCCUCGGCAGCCCCAGCGUUCCCUUCGGACGCCGCCGAUGCCCUGUCUAGACGCGACUCCGACGACAACACGGCAGCUUCCUUUGUGGCACUAUCACAACCCAUGCCGGUUAUUAUGGAAGCAAUCCGGGCAGAGCAGCGCACCAAUCCAGAGCUGGUCGCACUUAAAACCGCCGCCGAAGCAGGAACGGCCACUCCCGAGUUGACAGUACAAGACGGGGUGCUCUAUUAUAACCGGCGGAUUUACCUUAGUGCGGGAUCUAACUUAAGCCGACAUGAGGGCCUCAAAGUUUCUCCCUUUCAAGCUCUCUACGGACGUGAACCACCACACGUGUUCGCUACCCCCUCCGUCCGCUCCAAAGUGCCAGCUAUUGAGGAAAUUCUUCUUGAAAGAGCAGCUGUUUUGGAGGAAUUGAAGGCCAACCUUUGGAGAGUGCAGCAGCGUAUGCGAGCUUCUGCCAAUAUGCAUCGUCGGGACGUAUCCUUUCAGGUAGGUGAAUUGGUCCUCCUCAAGCUCCAACCAUAUCGUCAACACUCCGUCGCCAAACCCAAGUCUGCAAAGCUCGCCCGGCGAUAUUACGGCCCUUUCGAAGUUGUGGAGCGUGUGGGACAGGUAGCUUAUCGCCUGCGCCUGCCCGAUGGGUGUCGCAUCCAUGAUGUUUUUCAUGUCUCUCUCCUACGGCCGUUCGUGACUCCGGCCACCGGCGUACCCACCCCAACAUGGCCAGAAGAGUUUGUCCAGAAUCACCCCCUCUCAGUUCCCGUGGCAGCCCUACGCAGUCGCACCAUACUCGUCGACGGCGAUCCUCAAGAGCAAUGGUUAAUCCGCUGGUCCGACGGCACCGCGGAUGAUUCCACGUGGGAACCAGUGCAUAUGCUCCGCGAACAUUUUCCAACUCUCCGCCUUGAGGACAAGGCGAAUUCCGACAGCGGGGGAGUUGAUACGGGCCUAGAACAUGCAACCCAUAACGAAGACGAAGAACCCGAAGAACCCGAGUCCCCAAGGGUGAGAUGUUCACGAAGGAUCGUUGGGCCACCCCAACGAUACAAGGAUUACAUGUGCCCUUAAUAAUAAUAUUCUCUAUUUAUUUAUUUAUUUAUUUUAUUGUACCGUAGAUUUUCUUAGGGACUGUUGGUAUUGCUUAGCAAGGAAUUGUCUUAAUCUUGCAAGUUUGAGAGGCCAAGUAAAGUUUAAGAAGUCACUCUGCCUUGCCUAUGAUACUCACUCUUCCACAUACUCUGCCUGUGAUAGACAUUUCACAAAUUUUAUUUUGAUGUAUCAUUAUCCAAAAUGUGUUGCCUUUUUUAAACCUUUGUAAUAUGUAUGCUGUAUUAAGUUGCUCCACUAAUAUUUAAGUAAAUAUUAAGUUAUUAU